This is a messenger RNA of Nicotiana tabacum (common tobacco), 459 nucleotides long. The record is from RefSeq and is a predicted model, not a curated record. NCBI's taxonomy places the organism in Eukaryota, Viridiplantae, Streptophyta, Magnoliopsida, Solanales, Solanaceae.
AUGCUACGACAGGGACACCUCAAAAAGUUGAUGAGCGACCGGGGAAGGAUCAACUUUGCCAGAGGUCGUGAACAACAUCAAGGACCGCUGAAACUGCCCUCGCCGACCUGCACCAUCCAUCUGGUCAUCGGUGGCAGUGACAAUGCUUCAAUCAACAGUGUGAAGUUCACCAUAACCCACAAGCUCAAACGGUCGAUCAUCCACGAACGAUAUGAUGAACUCGAAGAAAGUAUCAUCUUCGAUAAGUCAAAUACCAACGAUUUGGUUAUCCCUUACUAUGAUGCCCUUGUUAUCACUUUACGAAUUUUAAAUACCGAUGUGAGACGCAUUAUGGUAGAUGAUGGGAGCAGUGCAUGCAUUAUCCACCCUCGACCAUGCAGAUAUGCCAGGUCAUCCAAAGAAAAUCACCACGCACAAGCUGAACGUCGAUCCAUUCCACCCCCUAGUGAUGCUGGUUAG